Molecule: messenger RNA, 837 nt
Organism: Fraxinus pennsylvanica
Lineage: Eukaryota; Viridiplantae; Streptophyta; Magnoliopsida; Lamiales; Oleaceae
Source: the annotation of a GenBank genome assembly
AUGGGUGAAAUUGAGGAGUUGGAGCCACGAAUUCGAUCUCCACCCAUUGAAGAGGAUGCACUCUAUGUGGCUUUAGGAAAAGAUGUGAAGGAGAGUGUGACAGUUCUCAAGUGGGCUUUGAACAAUUCCGGAGGAAGGAAAAUUUACAUCCUUCAUAUUCAUCAACCAGCUCAGAAGAUUCCCAUGGACUCGAUGGCUACAAAUGUUCCAAUUAGACUGCUCGACGAGAAUAAAGUUAGAGCAUAUCAUGAAAAUCAGAGACGAGAGAUGCAAGAGAUUCUGGAACAAUAUGUUCAGAUUUGUCACCGGGCAGGGAAUCAGGCAGAGACACUGCCCAAAGAGGUGGACUCUAUUGAGAAGGGCAUUGUGCAACUCUUAUCUCAGCGUCGUAUUAAGUGGCUUGUCAUGGGAACGGGAUCUUGUAAAUCUGAUCCAAGGGGCAAGGAGACUACUCUUAAGAAGAUUUUCUUCUUCAGAAACGGUACAAGAGAAAUGAUUAUACCCAAGUCUAGGAAAGCAACCUAUGUGCGUCUAAAAGCACCCAGUUUCUGUCGUAUUUCAUUUAUAUGGAAAGGGAAACUUAUACAUACAAGGGAAAGUGAUAUACAUGGAAUUUAUAAAGAUAUAAACUCUGCAUCACCUGAAGCAAGUCCAAAUGCCAAAACUACAGAAUCGUCCUUGCGAUCGCUAUCAGUUACAGAAGGAAAAAAUGAUCGACUAAACCUAUCAGGUUCACCUAACUAUCGUAGAGUCAGGUCUGCCGACCUCGAGAUGAGAAGAUCGAAUUCAGAAGGGAGCACUGAUAUGGAUAGUUCAUCAAGGUUUUGUAUCCUAUGA